AUGGAGCAGAUUAUCAUAGCCUACAUAGUUUUGGGAGCUGUCACUAUAUCUAUUGUGAUAAUUGUUGUUUGUACACUAAUAUUCGGCAAGAGUACUAGUAAUCAGAAAAGUAGAAACCAUGACGAAGAAAAUAAUACUGAUGGAAGUAUGGUAGCUGGAGAUGCGGCUGGUGGAUCGCGAAACUGGGGUUUGCAAGGUGUAGGAGGUGGACGGGGAGGUUCCGGUUUGUUGGGUUGGGGAGUUGGUGGAGGCUUGGGUUUUGGAGGUGGAUGUGGUGGUUUGGGAGGUGGAGGAGGCGGAGGAGGAGGAGGUUGUUAA
This is a messenger RNA of Papaver somniferum (opium poppy), 318 nucleotides long. RefSeq names its product glycine-rich protein 5-like. The record is from RefSeq and is a predicted model, not a curated record. The transcript has a single exon. NCBI's taxonomy places the organism in Eukaryota, Viridiplantae, Streptophyta, Magnoliopsida, Ranunculales, Papaveraceae. The coding region runs from base 1 to 318 and encodes 105 amino acids.